This is a messenger RNA of Oppiella nova, 1027 nucleotides long. NCBI's taxonomy places the organism in Eukaryota, Metazoa, Arthropoda, Arachnida, Sarcoptiformes, Oppiidae. The record is from the annotation of a GenBank genome assembly.
AAUGAAUAUAUGACUGAAAACACGAUUUUUUCAUUGAGUCGUAAACUUAUGUUUUGUUUUCAUUUAAAUUGCAUUUGAAUUGCAUUUGAAUUUCGCGAUUCAUUUGAUUUGAUUUAAUUGUUUGUAUACUAAAGACAACUGAAGAGCCAAAAUGCCGCCGAAGAAGGACUCGGGCGCGAGUAAGAAGACUGAGAUCAAGAAGAAGGAGAAGAUAAUCGAGGACAAGACGUUUGGUCUGAAGAAUAAAAAGGGAACCAAACAGCAGAAGUUCAUACAACAGGUGGCGAAUCAAGUCAAACAGCAGGGUCUGCCCAAAAAGGUACGAUUGGCCGCCACUUAUCUCACUGAGUGUCCCAUUAAUGGUGGUGAAAUAGCGCCGAACACAGCGGUCGUCAAGAAGGAGGAGAAGAAGAAGCAGUUGGAAGAGUUGAACGCAUUGUUCCGUCCGGUGACGGCCGCACAGAAGGUGGACAAAGGGGUGGACCCGAAGUCGGUGUUGUGCGCCUUCUUCAAGUCGGGUCAGUGCGGGAAAGGAGACAAAUGUAAGUUCAGUCACGACGUGACCGUUGAGCGCAAGUCCGAGAAGAAGAACGUCUACGUCGACGCCCGACAGGAGGACACUAUGGAUGACUGGGACGACGAGAAGCUCAAAGAAGUGGUCGAGAAGAAGGAGAACGAGAGGAAGGGUUCCGAAUCUAUGGAAAAGCAUUCCCACGAAUUGGAUGACAAGAAUGGUUCCGAAGAAUACCACAAAUACCAAACCGAUUGGUUCGAGUUCCAAGUAUUCUUUGUCGACAAUGUAUUCAUUUGUGUCCGGAUUGAUAGUAAUGUUUUCUCUGACACCGAGGGGCCAAUCGACGUGAAGUAUCUCUUUAUUGAGUUGAAGCAAAAACACGACCAAAACGAACAGCGCGUUCAGCAUAAAGAAUGCAAACACCACUCGAUUCCUAAGUUCUUUGAGUUCAUUGGCAACCCUUUCCUGAUGCUCUUUGUUUUGCUCAAUUGGAUACAAAUACUUCGUGAUUAA